AUGCUGCAAAAAUACACUACGGGGCAUCGCUUGCUAUCCGCGGGGGCCUCUCAUCCCCUUAUCACUUGCCGCUCAUCCCCAUCUCCCCCCCCCCCCACCAUCCUUGAAGGCCGUGGCGGGCUCGCCCAGCAGCAGCAGGCUGGUGGUCAGGAUGGUGGUCAGGCUGGUGGUCAGGAUGGUGGUCAGGAUGGUGGUCAGGAUGGUGGUCAGGCUGGUGGUCAGGAUGGUGGUCAGGCUGGUGGUCAGGCUGGUGGUCAGGCUGGUGGUCAGGAUGGUGGUCAGGAUGGUGGUCAGGAUGGUGGUCAGGAUGGUGGUCAGGCUGGUGGUCAGGAUGGUGGUCAGGAUGGUGGUCAGGCUGGUGGUCAGGAUGGUGGUCAGGAUGGUGGUCAGGAUGGUGGUCAGGAUGGUGGUCAGGCUGGUGGUCAGGAUGGUGGUCAGGCUGGUGGUCAGGCUGGUGGUCAGGCUGGUGGUCAGGAUGGUGGUCAGGAUGGUGGUCAGGAUGGUGGUCAGGAUGGUGGUCAGGCUGGUGGUCAGGAUGGUGGUCAGGAUGGUGGUCAGGCUGGUGGUCAGGAUGGUGGUCAGGCUGGUGGUCAGGCUGGUGGUCAGGCUGGUGGUCAGGCUGGUGGUCAGGCUGGUGGUCAGGAUGGUGGUCAGGCUGGUGGUCAGGCUGGUGGUCAGGAUGGUGGUCAGGCUGGUGGUCAGGAUGGUGGUCAGGCUGGUGGUCAGGCUGGUGGUCAGGCUGGUGGUCAGGAUGGUGGUCAGGCUGGUGGUCAGGAUGGUGGUCAGGCUGGUGGUCAGGCUGGUGGUCAGGAUGGUGGUCAGGAUGGUGGUCAGGAUGGUGGUCAGGCUGGUGGUCAGGAUGGUGGUCAGGCUGGUGGUCAGGCUGGUGGUCAGGCUGGUGGUCAGGCUGGUGGUCAGGAUGGUGGUCAGGAUGGUGGUCAGGCUGGUGGUCAGGAUGGUGGUCAGGAUGGUGGUCAGGAUGGUGGUCAGGAUGGUAGUCAGGAUGGUGGUGAGGCUGGUGGUCAGGAUGGUGGUCAGGAUGGUGGUCAGGAUGGUGGUCAGGCUGGUGGUCAGGAUGGUGGUCAGGCUGGUGGUCAGGCUGGUGGUCAGGAUGGUGGUCAGGAUGGUGGUCAGGAUGGUGGUCAGGAUGGUGGUCAGGCUGGUGGUCAGGCUGGUGGUCAGGCUGGUGGUCAGGAUGGUGGUCAGGCUGGUGGUCAGGAUGGUGGUCAGGCUGGUGGUCAGGAUGGUGGUCAGGCUGGUGGUCAGGAUGGUGGUCAGGAUGGUGGUCAGGAUGGUGGUCAGGCUGGUGGUCAGGAUGGUGGUCAGGCUGGUGGUCAGGCUGGUGGUCAGGCUGGUGGUCAGGCUGGUGGUCAGGAUGGUGGUCAGGCUGGUGGUCAGGAUGGUGGUCAGGAUGGUGGUCAGGAUGGUGGUCAGGCUGGUGGUCAGGAUGGUGGUCAGGCUGGUGGUCAGGCUGGUGGUCAGGAUGGUGGUCAGGAUGGUGGUCAGGCUGGUGGUCAGGAUGGUGGUCAGGCUGGUGGUCAGGCUGGUGGUCAGGCUGGUGGUCUGGCUGGUGGUCAGGAUGGUGGUCAGGCUGGUGGUCAGGAUGGUGGUCAGGCUGGUGGUCAGGAUGGUGGUCAGGAUGGUGGUCAGGCUGGUGGUCAGGAUGGUGGUCAGGAUGGUGGUCAGGAUGGUGGUGAGGCUGGUGGUCAGGAUGGUGGUCAGGAUGGUGGUCAGGAUGGUGGUCAGGCUGGUGGUCAGGAUGGUGGUCAGGAUGGUGGUCAGGCUGGUGGUCAGGAUGGUGGUCAGGCUGGUGGUCAGGAUGGUGGUCAAGAUGGUGGUCAGGAUGGUGGUCAGGAUGGUGGUCAGGAUGGUGGUCAGGAUGGUGGUCAGGAUGGUGGUCAGGCUGGUGGUCAGGAUGGUGGUCAGGCUGGUGGUCAGGAUGGUGGUCAGGAUGGUGGUCAGGAUGGUGGUCAGGAUGGUGGUCAGGCUGGUGGUCAGGAUGGUGGUCAGGAUGGUGGUCAGGAUGGUGGUCAGGCUGGUGGUCAGGAUGGUGGUCAGGAUGGUGGUCAGGCUGGUGCUCAGGCUGGUGGUCAGGCUGGUGGUCAGGAUGGUGGUCAGGCUGGUGGUCAGGCUGGUGGUCAGGAUGGUGGUCAGGCUGGUGGUCAGGCUGGUGGUCAGGCUGGUGGUCAGGAUGGUGGUCAGGAUGGUGGUCAGGCUGGUGGUCAGGCUGGUGGUCAGGCUGGUGGUCAGGCUGGUGGUCAGGAUGGUGGUCAGGAUGGUGGUCAGGAUGGUGGUCAGGCUGGUGGUCAGGAUGGUGGUCAGGCUGGUGGUCAGGCUGGUGGUCAGGCUGGUGGUCAGGCUGGUGGUCAGGCUGGUGGUCAGGAUGGUGGUCAGGAUGGUGGUCAGGCUGGUGGUCAGGCUGGUGGUCAGGAUGGUGGUCAGGCUGGUGGUCAGGAUGGUGGUCAGGCUGGUGGUCAGGCUGGUGGUCAGGAUGGUGGUCAGGCUGGUGGUCAGGAUGGUGGUCAGGCUGGUGGUCAGGCUGGUGGUCAGGCUGGUGGUCAGGCUGGUGGUCAGGAUGGUGGUCAGGAUGGUGGUCAGGAUGGUGGUCAGGCUGGUGGUCAGGCUGGUGGUCAGGAUGGUGGUCAGGAUGGUGGUCAGGAUGGUGGUCAGGAUGGUGGUCAGGAUGGUGGUCAGGAUGGUGGUCAGGAUGGUGGUCAGGAUGGUGGUCAGGAUGGUGGUCAGGCUGGUGGUCAGGCUGGUGGUCAGGUUGGUGGUCAGGCUGGUGGUCAGGAUGGUGGUCAGGCUGGUGGUCAGGAUGGUGGUCAGGAUGGUGGUCAAGAUGGUGGUCAGGAUGGUGGUCAGGAUGGUGGUGAGGCUGGUGGUCAGGAUGGUGGUCAGGCUGGUGGUCAGGAUGGUGGUCAGGCUGGUGGUCAGGCUGGUGGUCAGGCUGGUGGUCAGGAUGGUGGUCAGGAUGGUGGUCAGGAUGGUGGUCAGGCUGGUGGUCAGGCUGGUGGUCAGGCUGGUGGUCAGGCUGGUGGUCAGGAUGGUGGUCAGGAUGGUGGUCAGGCUGGUGGUCAGGAUGGUGGUCAGGAUGGUGGUCAGGAUGGUGGUCAAGAUGGUGGUCAGGAUGGUGGUCAGGAUGGUGGUGAGGCUGGUGGUCAGGAUGGUGGUCAGGAUGGUGGUCAGGAUGGUGGUCAGGCUGGUGGUCAGGAUGGUGGUCAGGCUGGUGGUCAGGAUGGUGGUCAGGCUGGUGGUCAGGCUGGUGGUCAGGAUGGUGGUCAGGAUGGUGGUCAGGCUGGUGGUCAGGAUGGUGGUCAGGAUGGUGGUCAGGCUGGUGGUCAGGCUGGUGGUCAGGAUGGUGGUCAGGCUGGUGGUCAGGAUGGUGGUCAGGAUGGUGGUCAGGCUGGUGGUCAGGCUGGUGGUCAGGAUGGUGGUCAGGAUGGUGGUCAGGAUGGUGGUCAGGAUGGUGGUCAGGAUGGUGGUCAGGAUGGUGGUCAGGAUGGUGGUCAGGAUGGUGGUCAGGAUGGUGGUCAGGAUGGUGGUCAGGCUGGUGGUCAGGCUGGUGGUCAGGAUGGUGGUCAGGCUGGUGGUCAGGCUGGUGGUCAGGCUGGUGGUCAGGAUGGUGGUCAGGAUGGUGGUCAGGAUGGUGGUCAGGAUGGUGGUCAGGCUGGUGGUCAGGAUGGUGGUCAGGCUGGUGGUCAGGAUGGUGGUCAGGAUGGUGGUCAGGAUGGUGGUCAGGAUGGUGGUCAGGCUGGUGGUCAGGAUGGUGGUCAGGAUGGUGGUCAGGAUGGUGGUCAGGCUGGUGGUCAGGAUGGUGGUCAGGAUGGUGGUCAGGCUGGUGGUCAGGAUGGUGGUCAGGCUGGUGGUCAGGAUGGUGGUCAGGCUGGUGGUCAGGAUGGUGGUCAGGAUGGUGGUCAGGAUGGUGGUCAGGCUGGUGGUCAGGAUGGUGGUCAGGCUGGUGGUCAGGAUGGUGGUCAGGAUGGUGGUCAGGAUGGUGGUCAGGAUGGUGGUCAGGAUGGUGGUCAGGAUGGUGGUCAGGAUGGUGGUCAGGAUGGUGGUCAGGAUGGUGGUCAGGAUGGUGGUCAGGAUGGUGGUCAGGAUGGUGGUCAGGAUGGUGGUCAGGAUGGUGGUCAGGAUGGUGGUCAGGAUGGUGGUCAGGAUGGUGGUCAGGAUGGUGGUCAGGAUGGUGGUCAGGAUGGUGGUCAGGAUGGUGGUCAGGAUGGUGGUCAGGAUGGUGGUCAGGAUGGUGGUCAGGAUGGUGGUCAGGAUGGUGGUCAGGAUGGUGGUCAGGAUGGUGGUCAGGAUGGUGGUCAGGAUGGUGGUCAGGCUGGUGGUCAGGAUGGUGGUCAGGAUGGUGGUCAGGAUGGUGGUCAGGAUGGUGGUCAGGAUGGUGGUCAGGAUGGUGGUCAGGAUGGUGGUCAGGAUGGUGGUCAGGAUGGUGGUCAGGAUGGUGGUCAGGAUGGUGGUCAGGAUGGUGGUCAGGAUGGUGGUCAGGAUGGUGGUCAGGCUGGUGGUCAGGAUGGUGGUCAGGAUGGUGGUCAGGAUGGUGGUCAGGCUGGUGGUCAGGAUGGUGGUCAGGAUGGUGGUCAGGCUGGUGGUCAGGCUGGUGGUCAGGAUGGUGGUCAGGAUGGUGGUCAGGCUGGUGGUCAGGAUGGUGGUCAGGCUGGUGGUCAGGCUGGUGGUCAGGCUGGUGGUCAGGCUGGUGGUCAGGAUGGUGGUCAGGAUGGUGGUCAGGCUGGUGGUCAGGCUGGUGGUCAGGCUGGUGGUCAGGAUGGUGGUCAGGAUGGUGGUCAGGAUGGUGGUCAGGAUGGUGGUCAGGCUGGUGGUCAGGAUGGUGGUCAGGCUGGUGGUCAGGCUGGUGGUCAGGCUGGUGGUCAGGCUGGUGGUCAGGCUGGUGGUCAGGAUGGUGGUCAGGAUGGUGGUCAGGCUGGUGGUCAGGCUGGUGGUCAGGAUGGUGGUCAGGCUGGUGGUCAGGAUGGUGGUCAGGAUGGUGGUCAGGAUGGUGAUCAGGAUGGUGGUCAGGCUGGUGGUCAGGAUGGUGGUCAGGCUGGUGGUCAGGCUGGUGGUCAGGCUGGUGGUCAGGCUGGUGAGACCCGCCCCUCUGUGCCCCGCCGUGACAUAGGAGAAGCCGGUGUGCGAGGGGGGGAUGUAGGGGUGUCUGUGUGUGGGGGGGAGGGGGGGGUGCUGGGGCGGAUGAGAAGAAAAGGGCAGUGCAUGGAGGAGGAGAGUGGCUGGAGGGAAUGCGGCAGUGCAGGAGGGGAGACAGGCGGGCAGCAUCUGGAGGGCAGUGGAGCACGAUGGAAGGCAGGGAAGACAGUGUGGGAGGGAAGAGGAGGGAAGUGGGGUGGGGGAGUGGAGGUGUGCCAUGCGGCAAGCAUGGCUGCCUCACCUGCCAUGCCCUUCCAAUGCAUUGCACGGAGGGAAGAGGAGGGAAGAGGGGUCUGGUUGGGGAGUGGAGGUGUGUGCGGUGGGAGGGAAAGAGCAGGUGUGUGCGGUGGGGCGGUGGGAGGGGAAGAGCAGGUGUGUGCGGAGGGGGAGAGUUUCUCUAUGACGCUAGUUUCCAGUCUCUACGAGGCUCAGUUGAGGAGAGUGGCAGUGCUGGCGACGGCGAAGCGCACCUCAAAAGGCGGCGUCGGUGGUGGGAGGCGCUGCUUUCUGCAGCCAUGGACGAUGCGCGGGCAGCAUGCUCGCGUGCUGCCUCGCUCGGAGGUGUGCGCUGAGGUGCGCGCGGCGCUGGCCACUGCCGUGAUGGAGGAGGUGCCGUCGCCAGGUGAGAUGCACCAAAGGGGGCGGGGAGGGGAGGUCGUGCUGGGGAGGGGGGAAGGUGGGGAGGGGCGGGCGCAGUGGGGAGUGCGGCAGGUGGGGAGAGGAGGGCGCAGUGGGGAGGGGAGCACUUUGGAGGUGCCUCAGAAGGCGCAAGGGACGGGGUGCAAGGGGAAGAGCGGGUGGGCGUUGCUGUGCCAGUCGUCUCCCGCACUGUCGUCAGCAGCAUCGACUUGA
Closterium sp. Naga37s-1 is the source of this 6000-nucleotide messenger RNA. Lineage: Eukaryota; Viridiplantae; Streptophyta; Zygnematophyceae; Desmidiales; Closteriaceae. The record is from the annotation of a GenBank genome assembly.